Cheilinus undulatus (humphead wrasse) is the source of this 3264-nucleotide messenger RNA. It is a transcript of the gene eva1aa, whose product is annotated as protein eva-1 homolog A. NCBI's taxonomy places the organism in Eukaryota, Metazoa, Chordata, Actinopteri, Labriformes, Labridae. Gene Ontology annotation, molecular function: carbohydrate binding. The record is from RefSeq and is a predicted model, not a curated record. The transcript is spliced from 8 exons. The coding region runs from base 372 to 1823 and encodes 483 amino acids.
CGAAUCCCAGACUGAGCAGGAAGUGUUAUAAUAAAUCAUAUCAGUUCCCUCUAUGUGUGCCUGAUAAGGAACUCCGGGUCUUUGAGACCAUGCAGGGGAGCGGCGGUCCUCCAGGUGGGCUGCCUCCUCCUCAGCUCAACACAGCCCACAGUUAGCUGUGUGCUCUCUCACAGAGCAGCAGAGCACUGCUCCGGGACAGGGCUACCUCUACCCCAGUCUCUCACAGCGGCGUGCUGCUAAGUGGUGGGAGGAAGAUGAGGGAAGAGGACCAGUAGAAACAUGGGAGCUCACAUCUCCUGAAACCUCAUGCUGCUGCUUCUGCUGGACUUUCUGAUGCUACGGAGAAACCCCAAAACUUCGAGGCUUCAAGGAUGUUCUUCUCAGAUGGGACUCUCUCAGCCGUCACUUAUGCGCUCCUGUUGGGAAUAACGUGUCUGACCGUCCUCUGCGACCACACCAAGGGAUCUUCAGACUUUUCAGGUUACCUGUCCAAAGUGUUGAGGAACUACACGGAACAGGCCUGUGACGGAGACUUCCUGUCUGUUCGCUGUCCGCCCCGCACUACUAUCACUGUCCAAUCAGCUUUUUACGGAAGGAAAGGAGCCUCAGACCCAAAGCAGUGCCCGCAGACGUACCAGGCCCUCCUAAGAUCUUAUAACGCUCAGGAGGAUGACCGAUAUUGCUCUGUGUCCACAGCACUACAGAAAAUGCUGGACGAGUGCCAGGACAGAAGGAGCUGUCAAGUCCUUGUCAACAGCCGCGUGUUUGGGACGGACCAGUGUCCCGGCAGCAGUAAAUACCUCAUUGUCUGGUACAAAUGCAGACCGAACGAGUAUAAGAGUAAGGUGGUCUGCGAGGAGGAGAGGAUGAGGCUGAGCUGUAAAAGGGGCAUGCAGAUUGCUGUUUACUCUGCCAUGUUUGGGCGAACUCAACGGGGGACCCUGGAGUGUCCCCUCUACCACAGGAGGGCUCCGUCAGUAGACUGCCAGUCGUCUGAGGCUCUGCAGGUCCUGACCGCUCGCUGUCAGGGGAAGAAAAGCUGUCUGGUGCGAGCUUCCACCAGAGAGUUUGGGGAUCCAUGUUACUCUGGCACCAGGAAGUACCUGAGUGUCAUCUACACCUGUGUCCCAAAGAAAUUGCUCCAGGAGCAGGGACCCAGACCGCCGGUGUUCUCCCCUCCACCCAGCGCCCAUGACCCCAACAUAGUGGGAGACAGCCCUCCUGAGGGGAGCUCCGUCAAAAGCCCUGACUCUGUUCCAGAUAGGAAGAAGAUCAGGGAGACGAAUCCAAACGAGGAAAAGUUUCCACGACCCACAGGAGGAGAAGGUGGAGAAGGAGGAAGUCCCCAACGGCCCCCAGACAUGAAUCCAAUCAUCAACUCCACCUCUAGCGCCAACAUGGCCCUCAUCAGCAACGCACUGGCAGCCUACACUUACAUAUCAGACCACCCAGAGAGGGCCGCGCUCUUCUUUGUCUGCGGCGUCUGUCUGGGCCUCUUCCUCACGCUCUUCGCCCUGGUGGUCCAGAUCUCCUGUCGUACCGACUGCCAGCCCCGCCAGCGACCUCCCGCCAAAAAACGAGCCCGACCCACUGACUCUUCUUCCGAUUCCAGCGACUCAGACUCAGACUGGGACACCACCUCGGAUCUGUCGGCACGGAGGCACCGGCGGUUCGAACGCACACUUAACAUGAAUGUGUUCACGUCAGCAGAGGAGCUGGAAAGGGCGCAGAGGCUUGAAGAAAGGGAGAGGAUCAUACGGGAGAUCUGGAUGAACGGACAGCCAGACAUUCCCGGGACACGGAGCCUUAACAGGUAUUACUAAAGACCGUGAAAGGACUUGAAUUAACUUUAGGACGCACUUGGCCCUUAUGAAGCUUAACGAGCCAGCAUUUGAAAGCAACUGUGGACUCACUUCAUUGAGACUUUUGCAGACUUGAAGAAAGCUGGUUUGCAUAUUCCUCUGGGUAUCAUAAGCUGUAAAGGAAUAAGCUCCCUCUCUGCAUGCUAAGUUCGCCUCUUAGCCGCUCUCUUUCUUCCGGAAGCGAAGGGUGAAAGGCUACACCGCCUUGCCUGUGACCUCAGCACGCCUUUUUUGAAGUGAGGAUUUAUGGGUAAAUCGCGUUAGACACACACAGGCCUGCAGAGACUGUGUGGUGUCUGAAGAACGAGGCCAGAUGAGUUUGUUUCUGCUGCAGAAACCUGCAAAACUUCAUUUUCUGCUCAGCAACCUCCAGUAUUCACGUGUGGACUUUUCAAAAUAAAAGCAUUAAACGUGUACUGGGCAGAGGGACAAUCUAAGACAAUCUUUAAGAAAAACUAUGCUGCCUUUUGAACUGUCACAAAACCAAAAGAUAUUUUUAUCGGGGAAAUUCAUCUCAGCCCUUAUGAAAUCUAUUUUAUAAUAUUUAAUAGUUUAUUGAUGUUGUGUAUUUUUGUUCCCAAGUAUGGUUUGUUGUAUGAGAUAUUUUUAUACUUACUGCGAAGGUUUGUCUGGCACCUCAGGGAUGCAAUCCUAGUGUUUCUGUAUUUGGUUGAUGUAUUUUGCUUCCUAAAAAGGGGAUCAGCCCAUUUAAACAGUGAUGUCUGCAUUAAAAGAAAAGAAUUAGAUCUAUCAUAUAAAGAGCCUCAAAGAGGUUUUAAUGAUUCAAGCUUAUUUUUGAUACACCAUGUUUAAUUCACAGUGCAGUGCCUUUUCCAGCUGUUAACUUGCUUUUGUCAAUAGUGCAGCUGGUCAGAUGAUUUAUCAAUCCAGGAUUUUUCUUUUCAUAUAUGUAUGCCAAACAUUAAAUCUAUUCAGAAGAUGCCUAUUUUGUACUGUAAAAAUGUCCAAGAAUUCAUUUUUAAGUCCUACAUUGUGUAAAUUUGAGUUUUGUGUCAAUUGUGCUUUUGUUUUAAAGGUCCAAGAGCUAAACCAGAUGCUUAUUUCAGUAAUCUGAAGAAGGAACCAGCACUGAAAAAGUAUACAUACAAAGUGAGUUUCAUAGAUCAUGAUACCAGUUUAAUAAAUAAGCUAUCAUAAAUCCAGUUCUGUAUGUGCUGCCCUGGGUUCAAGUGUAGAAAUAACACUAGUUAAAAAGAGGCUUGCUAUUUUCCUGACUGAGAGUUUAAAUGAGAGUACACAGGACAUAUUAGGGUCAUCCAUAUAUAGCUUUUACAAAGUCCGUUUUAAAUGUUUUCAAAUUUUAUUGGAAUUCAAUUGUGACAAUAGCUGGUAAAGUGAGACCAAAAUAUGACUCCUGUGCUUGGAAUAAACUGUGUUCAAC